Molecule: messenger RNA, 1659 nt
Organism: Hemicordylus capensis (graceful crag lizard)
Lineage: Eukaryota; Metazoa; Chordata; Lepidosauria; Squamata; Cordylidae
Gene: HDDC3
Product: HD domain containing 3
Exons: 4
Coding region: 854-1396 (180 amino acids)
Molecular function (GO): guanosine-3',5'-bis(diphosphate) 3'-diphosphatase activity
Source: RefSeq, a predicted model, not a curated record
GCAUUACAUAGGAAGCUGCCUUGCACUGAGUCAGACCUUGGGUCCAUGUAGCUCAGUAUUGUCUGCACAGACUGGCAGCAGCGGCUUCUCCAAGGAUGCAGGCAUGGGUUUUUCCCAGCCCUAUCUCGUUGGAGAUGCUGCCAGGGAGGGAGCUGGGAAGCCUAGAUGCUCUUCGCAGGGUGGCCCCAUCCCCUGAGGGGAAUAAAAGGGUGAACACUUGUAGUCUCCCCUUUAUAUGCAGCCAGGGCGGACCCUGCUUAACUCAGGGGCCAAGUCAGGCUUGCGACCACAAGACCAGCCCCCUUGUUUCCGGGGGGGGGGCAGCUGACCCCGCCGCACAGCACGACGAGCCUGCUUUGAUCUCCUUGCCGCAGGCGGAAGUCCCGCCUCCAGGCCGUGGGCGUCAGUCAAGCCCUGGAUUGGAACGAGCGGCAGGAGCUGCCCUUCCCCACUUUGACCCGGGGCGAGGCGGGACUUCUUCGGCCCACGUGACCGGGCCUCCUUGUUUCCGCCUGCCGGAGCCGCGGACUCGGAAGCUGCUUCGGGGGGCGGGGCUUCUUGGAGUCCUCUCCGGCUUCUUCCCGGCUGGUCUGGCGCAGGGUGGAGCUUGUGGAACGCCCGGCUACUCUGAAAGGGCUCACGCGCCAAUGCCGACAUGUGGCAAGGUCACUCGUGAUGCCAGCCCCGCAGUGUAGUCCAGUCCAGGGCUGCAAGGCUGGCCGGCUGGGCGCCUCCUCCCCGCGCCGCUUUUCCUGCCGCUCAGAGUGCCGUUGCGGGUGGCCAGCCCACGAGGAGAAAGCCCGGGGCGCCCUGAAGCUGGGCCGGACCUGUCGAGGGACUGCCGGCGGCCCCCAUGAGCCCCUCGGAGGCGGCGCGGGUGCUCGAUGCCGCCGACUUCGCGGCCCGGAAGCACACGGCGCAGCGGCGCAAGGACCCAGAGGGCACGCCCUAUAUCAACCACCCCCUCGGUGUGGCCCAAAUCUUGGCCCAGGAGGCAGAAAUCACAGACGUUGCAGUCCUGCAGGCUGCUCUCCUGCACGACACAGUUGAAGACACGGACACCACCUUCCUGGAGAUCGAGGAGCGCUUUGGGCAGGAGGUGCGGCGCAUUGUGGAGGAAGUGACAGAUGACAAGACACUGCCCAAGGCAGAGCGUAAGCGCCUGCAGGUGGAACGGGCCGCCCACCGGAGCCGGGCUGCCAAGCUGGUGCAGCUGGCCGACAAGCUCUACAACCUGCGGGAUCUGAACCGUUGCACCCCACAAGGCUGGUCUGAAGAGCGGGUCCAGGAGUACUUCUUUUGGGCCUCGGAGGUCGUGAAGGGCUUGCGUGGGACAAGCCCAGAGCUGGAGGAGAAGCUGCGGCAGCUGUUUAAAGCCAGAGGUCUUCCUGGCUGACCUUGCGGACCCCAGCUGAGCCCAUGGAGUGCAGAGAUGCUGUUGGUAUGCAAAGCAGAGAGAAUGGAAUCGGGGCACUCCCAUCUCCCUGUCCCCAGGAUGAAACCACUUUCUUCUCAACUCAUGGCCUGCACUAGGGUGGAAGACUAAACACUCUUCUCUGGGGCCUGCAAUGGGGUGGCCUAGCUUGGUUGCCAUUGGCAGGGCAUUGGAGGAAGAGAUCUUGAAGGUGGUUCUCAAUAAAGGCUUUGAGCAACAUGUGA